Rhinopithecus roxellana (golden snub-nosed monkey) is the source of this 2727-nucleotide messenger RNA. RefSeq names its product hyperpolarization activated cyclic nucleotide gated potassium channel 1 (gene HCN1). Gene Ontology annotation, biological process: potassium ion transport; transmembrane transport. The record is from RefSeq and is a predicted model, not a curated record. Gene Ontology annotation, molecular function: voltage-gated potassium channel activity. Bases 20 to 2677 code for a protein of 885 amino acids. Lineage: Eukaryota; Metazoa; Chordata; Mammalia; Primates; Cercopithecidae. Gene Ontology annotation, cellular component: membrane. The transcript has 8 exons.
CCGGCCGCGUCCUCCGGGUAUGGAAGUAGGCGGCAAGCCCAACUCUUCGUCUAACAGCCGGGACGAUGGCAACAGUGUCUUCCCCGCCAAGGCGUCCGCGACGGGCGCGGGUCCGGCCGCGGCCGAGAAACGCUUGGGCACCCCGCCGGGGGGCGGCGGGGCCGGCACGAAGGAGCACGGCAACUCCGUGUGCUUCAAGGUGGACGGCGGCGGUGGAGGCGGCGGCGAGGAGCCGGCUGGAGGCUUCGAGGACGCCGAGGGGCCCCGGCGGCAGUACGGCUUCAUGCAGAGGCAGUUCACCUCCAUGCUGCAACCCGGAGUCAACAAAUUCUCCCUCCGCAUGUUUGGGAGCCAGAAGGCGGUGGAAAAGGAGCAGGAAAGGGUUAAAACUGCAGGCUUCUGGAUUAUCCACCCUUACAGUGAUUUCAGGUUUUAUUGGGAUUUAAUAAUGCUUAUAAUGAUGGUUGGAAAUCUAGUCAUCAUACCAGUUGGAAUCACAUUCUUUACAGAGCAAACAACAACACCAUGGAUUAUUUUCAAUGUGGCAUCAGAUACAGUUUUCCUACUGGACCUGAUCAUGAAUUUUAGGACUGGAACUGUCAACGAAGAUAGUUCUGAAAUCAUCCUGGACCCCAAAGUGAUCAAGAUGAAUUAUUUAAAAAGCUGGUUUGUGGUUGACUUCAUCUCAUCCAUCCCAGUGGAUUAUAUCUUUCUUAUUGUAGAAAAAGGAAUGGAUUCAGAAGUUUACAAGACAGCCAGGGCACUUCGCAUUGUGAGGUUUACAAAAAUUCUCAGUCUCUUGCGUUUAUUACGACUUUCAAGGUUAAUUAGAUACAUACAUCAAUGGGAAGAGAUAUUCCACAUGACGUAUGAUCUUGCCAGUGCAGUGGUGAGAAUUUUUAAUCUCAUCGGCAUGAUGCUGCUCCUGUGCCACUGGGAUGGUUGUCUUCAGUUCUUAGUACCACUACUGCAGGACUUCCCACCAGAUUGCUGGGUGUCUUUAAAUGAAAUGGUUAAUGAUUCUUGGGGAAAGCAGUAUUCAUAUGCACUCUUCAAAGCUAUGAGUCACAUGCUGUGCAUUGGGUAUGGAGCCCAAGCCCCAGUCAGCAUGUCUGACCUCUGGAUUACCAUGCUGAGCAUGAUCGUCGGGGCCACGUGCUAUGCCAUGUUUGUCGGCCAUGCCACUGCUUUAAUCCAGUCUCUGGAUUCUUCGAGGCGACAAUAUCAAGAGAAGUAUAAGCAAGUGGAACAAUACAUGUCAUUCCAUAAGUUACCAGCUGAUAUGCGUCAGAAGAUACAUGAUUACUAUGAACACAGAUACCAAGGCAAAAUCUUUGAUGAGGAAAAUAUUCUCAAUGAACUCAAUGAUCCUCUGAGAGAGGAGAUAGUCAACUUCAACUGUCGGAAACUGGUGGCUACAAUGCCUUUAUUUGCUAAUGCGGAUCCUAAUUUUGUGACUGCCAUGCUGAGCAAGUUGAGAUUUGAGGUGUUUCAACCUGGAGAUUAUAUCAUACGAGAAGGAGCCGUGGGUAAAAAAAUGUAUUUCAUUCAACAUGGUGUUGCUGGUGUCAUUACAAAAUCCAGUAAAGAAAUGAAGCUGACAGAUGGCUCUUACUUUGGAGAGAUUUGCCUGCUGACCAAAGGACGUCGUACUGCCAGUGUUCGAGCUGACACAUAUUGUCGUCUUUACUCACUUUCUGUGGACAAUUUCAACGAGGUCCUGGAGGAAUAUCCAAUGAUGAGGAGAGCCUUUGAGACAGUUGCCAUUGACCGACUAGAUCGAAUAGGAAAGAAAAAUUCAAUUCUUCUGCAAAAGUUCCAGAAGGAUCUGAACACUGGUGUUUUCAACAAUCAGGAGAACGAAAUCCUCAAGCAGAUUGUGAAACAUGACAGGGAGAUGGUGCAGGCAAUCGCUCCCAUCAGUUAUCCUCAAAUGACAACCCUGAAUUCCACAUCGUCAACUACGACCCCGACCUCCCGCAUGAGGACACAAUCUCCACCGGUAUACACAGCGACCAGCCUGUCUCACAGCAACCUGCAUUCCCCCAGUCCCAGCACACAGACCCCCCAGCCAUCAGCCAUCCUUUCACCCUGCUCCUACACCACCGCGGUCUGCAGCCCUCCUGUACAGAGCCCUCUGACCGCUCGAACUUUCCACUAUGCCUCCCCCACCGCCUCCCAGCUGUCACUCAUGCAACAGCAGCCUCAGCAGCAGGUACAGCAGUCCCAGCCGCCGCAGACUCAGCCACAGCAGCUGUCCCCGCAGCCACAGACACCUGGCAGCUCCACGCCGAAAAACGAAGUGCACAAGAGCACGCAGGCGCUUCACAACACCAACCUGACCCGGGAAGUCAGGCCCCUCUCCGCCUCUCAGCCCUCGCUGCCCCAUGAGGUGUCCACUCUGAUUUCUAAACCUCAUCCCACUGUGGGCGAGUCCCUGGCCUCCAUCCCUCAACCCGUGACGGCGGUCCCCGGAACGGGCCUUCAGGCAGGGGGCAGGAGCACUGUCCCGCAGCGCGUCACCCUCUUCCGACAGAUGUCGUCGGGAGCCAUCCCCCCCAACCGAGGAGUCCCUCCAGCACCCCCUCCACCAGCAGCUGCUCUUCCGAGAGAGUCUUCCUCAGUCUUAAACACAGACCCAGACGCAGAAAAGCCACGAUUUGCUUCAAAUUUAUGAUCCCUGCUGAUUGUCAAAGCAGAAAGAAAUACUCUCAUAAACUGAGACUA